GCCCCCCUGGCGGCAGGAGCCCGACUCGGCCGGGGGGCAGGCGGAGCCGGCGAUGGCGUGCGGCCACCGCGGAGCCGGCGGGAAGAGGAGUAGAGACGGCUGAAAGGCUCAGCAGGAACUUGGCAGGAUGAAGCCUGUCAUUGUGGUGCAUGGUGGAGCUGGCCAGAUCUUUAAAGAACGAGAAAAAGGAUGUCGUUCUGGGGUUGUCAGAGCUGCCCUGCGAGGUUAUGGGAUCCUGAAGCAAGGAGGCACCGCCUUGGAUGCGGUUGAGGAGGCAGUGCGAUCAAUGGAAGAUGAUCCUCAUUUCAAUGCAGGCUGUGGAUCUGUUCUAAAUGAAAAAGGUGAAGUAGAAAUGGAUGCCAUUAUUAUGGAUGGAAAAAAUCUAGCCUCUGGAGCAGUAUCUGCAGUUAAAUGUGUAGCAAACCCAGUAAAACUUGCUCGACUUGUCAUGGAAAAGACAAAACACGUGCUGCUGACUGACCAAGGUGCACACCUGUUUGCUAAGGCCAUGGGCGUUCCUGAAAUCCCAGAGGAGAAACUCAUAACUGAAAGAUCCCGGGAGAGAUGGAAGAAGAACCUUGAGCCAGAUUCCAACCCCGAAGAGUUUCAGAAAGACCUGGGAACAGUUGGUGCUGUUGCUAUAGACAGUGAAGGAAAUGUAGCUUGUGCAACAUCCACUGGAGGACUCUCUAAUAAACUGAUUGGCCGUGUUGGUGACACAGCAUGCAUAGGAAGUGGAGGUUAUGCUGACAACUAUUCUGGUGCCACUUCAGCCACAGGACAUGGAGAGAGCAUUAUGAAAGUAGUUCUAGCCCGGCUGAUCCUCUAUCACAUGGAGCAAGGGAUGUCGCCAGAGAUGGCUGCUGACACUGCAUUAGACUACAUGAAAACACGAGUUGGGGGCUUGGGGGGUGUCAUUGUUGUUAACAAUUCAGGGGAGUGGGCAGCAAGGUUCUCCACCAAGCAGAUGUCCUGGGCUACUGUAAAGGAUGAUCAACUGUACUAUGGGAUUUUUACUGGGGAGAGGCAUACAAAAUCUGUUGAUGAAGCACUUUCAUCUGAAAGUGAGGGAUUCUGAGAAUGAAGAAACAUAGUAAGAAAAAAUGAAGACUUCCAAUUUUUUUGAGAAUGAUGACUUAAUUUUUCUGAAAAAUAUGCUCUUUGUUCAUAGGCAUUGCACGCUUACAGUCAAAAUGAAACCUGGGCAGACUGGUCAUGGAUAUUAGUGUUUGUUAAUAUCUUUGGAAAAUCGUGAAAUUUUCCCCUUCUAGAUAAGGAAGAGAAUGGGCAGUAAAGGUGUACAGAUUUCCUGAUUAGUGUGCACUCUGCACUAAAGGGAGACUAAGCCUCAGUGUUAGAGGAUGGGCUUGGAAAGGACUUUCUCAGCAACUCCUUCCAGGAUGACUUGAGGCGAAUACUUCAGUAAUUAAAAACUAAAUUUUGAAUGAUGCUUCGCUGUAGAGUCUUUUGAACAGUCAUCUCAUGAUAACAUUUUUGCUUACUGUUAAGGGAAGCUUAUUCACAGGCUUGAAGUAACUGUCAGGAGAAAAAAAAAGUGAAGUAAAGAAGCUAGCUUUUCUUAGGAGUUGGGAAGUGUGGUAUGUGCUGGGGAGUCUUAUUUUAUUCUGUUCAUAGGCAUCAGACCUAGAAUUAAAAAACACUGAUGUAUGUUUUCUUUAAAUCAAGAUCUCUCCAAAAAUACAAAAUAUUAAACUACCUGAUUUUUAAAAAUGAUUUAGUAUUACCUCUUUUCAGUACUGUUUCUUCAUUAAGAUUUUGUAAUUGUGAAGGAAAACCAUGAAAUAUUCUUGCUUUUUUGUUUUCUAAUUUAACUACAUCAUUUGUGUGUUGAGACAGUGUAAUAAUAUUGUACAUUUUAGCUAGUGCCAUGACUUCCAUUUCCUAUGAAGACAGAUUUGUAUAUUAUAAUUAUAUUAUAAUUAAAUACGAUCAUACUGUGGAAUGUUCCCUUUAUAAGAUAACGCAAAUAA
This is a messenger RNA of Rhea pennata, 1991 nucleotides long. It is a transcript of the gene ASRGL1, whose product is annotated as asparaginase and isoaspartyl peptidase 1. Gene Ontology annotation, molecular function: asparaginase activity; beta-aspartyl-peptidase activity. Bases 128 to 1078 code for a protein of 316 amino acids. Gene Ontology annotation, cellular component: cytoplasm. Lineage: Eukaryota; Metazoa; Chordata; Aves; Rheiformes; Rheidae. The record is from RefSeq and is a predicted model, not a curated record. The transcript has 7 exons.